CAUCGCCCUUUCUUUAAAGACUUCUCUUGUCUGGCACAACGUCUUUAAAUGAAGAUGUCGCUGUGACGUCAGUCAUAGUACGUAGCUUUCAGAGGGAAGUGUUGUAGCUCGCAUCAUAGCGAUAUCUCGGGGAGGCUGGUAGAUAUAAAGCGAUAAAAUGGGCCGCGUACACUGUUCUUUAUGAUAUCACUCUCAGUGAAGGCGUGUGCGCAAUAUUUCCGGUCAAGUUACUAGUCUUCAAGAGAUAAAUACACAUUUAGAGCGUAGCAGUUAUCGAGGUAUAUCGUUUAUCGAGUUAUAUUAUCGUUUAUUACUUUGAAGACUCCGUGAAAAUGGCUCUGUACAGCCUAAAAAGCAAUCUCCACCUGGCAACGCUCAAGACUCUCUCCCUGGUGUCAAUAAGUGUAAUGUCACCACAGCAAAGCGUGCAGGAGUUGUUCCGAACAGCCGACUGCGUGUGCUUCGAUGUGGACUCCACGGUCAUACAAGAUGAAGGUAUCGACGAGCUUGCCAGAUUCUGCGGGAAAGGAGACGAGGUGAAACGACUAACAGCGGAGGCAAUGGGAGGUAACAUGACAUUCCAAGAGGCUCUAAAGAAGAGGCUAGAUAUCAUCAGACCCAGCGUUAGUCAAAUUAGAGAAUUUAUAGAAACCUUCCCUAAUCACCUCACUCCAGGAAUAACAGAAUUAGUCAAGACUCUACAUGAGAGAGGAGUCAUAGUGUACCUCGUAUCAGGAGGCUUCAGAAGUUUAAUCGAACCGGUCGCAGAGAAGCUACACAUCCCAAUCAGCAAUGUAUAUGCGAAUAGACUCAAAUUUUAUUUUAAUGGCGAAUACGCAGGUUUCGACGAGAACGAGCCAACCUCGAGGACGGGAGGGAAGGGUCUGGUCAUCAGAAGGCUUAAAGAACUGCACGGGUAUCAGAGACUUGUGAUGAUUGGAGAUGGAGCGACGGACGCGGAAGCCUGUCCACCCGCUGAUGCAUUUAUAGGUUUCGGUGGAAAUGUAGUAAGAGAAGAAGUCAAGAAAAGAUCAGCGUGGUACGUCACAGACUUCCAAGAACUUAUCUCCCACCUGAGCAUCCAGACCAAAUGAACUGCAAUGCUGCCAAAAUAGUUGCAAAGUCGACCAUAGUUCAAUUGACAUAAAGAUCAGUAUCGCAUAACGUUCAAACUGAACCGUUUCUAUAUACUUCUUAUAAUGCGUAUAACGUAGGCACAAUUGCCUAGCAUUUAAAAUAUACUCUAACACUGAAAUCUAUAGAAUGUACUUUGACUUUGCUUAGACUUUAUCUAGAGUUAAAACGGUUUAUGUCCAAAAUAUCUAUCCCGUUUUAACUCUAAGUUAAGUCUGAGCAAAGUGAAAAUAUGCUCACAGACUUUACUUAGAGUUACAACGAGACAUAUGUUUGACAUAAAUCUGUCUCGUUUUAACUCUAAGUAAAAUCUGACAUUUAGCGCUAAUUCUAAAGAGCGAUUAAUUUACGUAAAAAUUACGCUCUCAACUCUCUGUACAGAAUUGGUGCUAAUUCUAUUGUACACUGCGUUAAUUUAAACUAAAUUGCUAGGUUUAAAUAUAGUGCUAUCCUUUUUAAAAAAGGAUAUUAUAAUGAAAAGGAUAGCAUUAUUUAGGCCUGUCAAUUAUGUUUUAUUUAGAGAUGGUGUAAAAUAGAAUUAUUGGUACCAUUGACGUAUUUAUAUUGUUUUUUUUUAGCGCGCUAAUAAUAAUAAAAAUAAUUCAUAGAGAAAAUUAACAACAUACAGCAUAGAUUUAUCAGGACAUUAUUGUAAUUUUUUUAUUACUAAUUGACAUAUUUUUGAUUAAUUAAUUUCAGUCUAAUAAGAAAAUUUAAGAGUGAAACUUUUGUUACCAAAAUUUUGUCUCAUAAUUUUGAUGAAAUCUAAGAUUCAUUUUCAUUGUUAUUUUUAUUGAUAUUGUUAUGUAGUAAAAUUGUAAAUAAUAAUAUAGUAGGUAUUUUAAAAAUUACAGACACAUUGCCAUAGAAAAAUUUAUUCAACUUUACUUAAAUAUUAAGUAAAAAAAAUUGUUUAUGCAUUUAUAGUGACUGUUGUUUCGUUUUAUUGGUACUUUGAGUACAAAAUAUUUAGUAUUUUCUGGACUAAGUCUUGAUUAAAGGUGUUGGCAUAAUAUGUGAUGGAUCAAAAUUUAGUUUUAAAUAGAUUUAGUUAAUCAU
Molecule: messenger RNA, 2193 nt
Organism: Maniola jurtina (meadow brown)
Lineage: Eukaryota; Metazoa; Arthropoda; Insecta; Lepidoptera; Nymphalidae
Gene: aay
Product: phosphoserine phosphatase
Exons: 6
Coding region: 333-1094 (253 amino acids)
Biological process (GO): L-serine biosynthetic process; dephosphorylation
Cellular component (GO): cytoplasm
Molecular function (GO): magnesium ion binding; L-phosphoserine phosphatase activity
Source: RefSeq, a predicted model, not a curated record